AAUUUAAAAAUGGCGGGGAUUUGAAGUCUACUCAUUCGGUGUGAAAGGAGGUAUUUUACAACAUUUCGGGAGGUGAUCACCUUGGGAAAAUACCUAUUUCUCAUGAAUGAUUUAAUUUAUAAUUUGGAGGAUGGAAGAGAGGAAGGAAAAUUUUAUUGAUGUCUCACUUUAGCUGUGAACUAUUGACAAGUCUGAGGAGUAUGCAACGGAAAGACGAGUUUGUUUAUGAUUUUCUGUAAAAUGGAGCAUUCGAGACAGAUACUCUCACUGACAGGCGCUGCUGUAAAUGCGUUGUCGAGCGUUCAAGACUUCCACAAGGACAAAAAAGCUAAAACAAUAGGAGGAUUGCCACAGGGGACUUACACACCUCCACGCAAACGACAUGUACAAGAUGCAACUCAACCUGUUUCAGCCAUGAAUCCGCCUGUUACUAGGGCUAAUUCCGCAACGAAUGACAGAGCUGUUGACUCUGUUAGUGGGGAGUUACAAGACCAGUCUUCAUCUUCACUUCUUGAUCUGACUUUCAAUGGAACUCAGAGAGUGAGAGUGCCUUCAAAAUUACUCCGUGAAAUUAAGUCUCCAAUGGAAAGGAGUUCUUCGUCGGGCAAUUCCAGACAAACCUUACAGGAAAUGGACAUAGUUGAUGAGCAUGUUGUUACAAGACCAUCUCCUGUAAAAGUUGUCAGACAUGUAAAUGGUCCAUCAGCCUGGGUUGAGUUAAACUCAGCUGAUCAUCCUUCCAGUCACAUUCCUUCAGAUCCUGUCAUUAGAGAACAUUCUGUAAAUAGUAAUGUGAAUGGAGUGGAUUCUUGUCGAACUAAAGAUGGAACUCUGAUCACAGAACAAGCACCUCAAGUCACAGUGCGACAUCUUGAGGAUGAAGCUCAUGCAGAGAAAGCAUAUGAAGGAAGAAAGAGCAUUCCCACCAAAGGCUUGUACCAAGGACAGCCAAAGAGUGGAGUCCCAAUUUUCAACCCUGCAAAAGAAAAUGCAAGUGAUGUCAAGAUCAAACGAUUUGUUUUGAAUGACAAAGAAAAGUCUUUAAAAGAACAGUUCUUGAAGAGAAAAGAUGAAAGAAGGCCAGUAAAGAAACUGGUUCAACCUACUGUGGUGUCCCAGGCUGGAGAGACAAGUAACCCACAAGGUGCAGUGAGUAGUGAAAAUCCUGUAGCUACUGCAGCCGCAAUUGCUGCUGCUGCUGCAUCAGCAGCAACUGGACCUUUCCUACAGUUGCAGCAUACCUUGGAAGCUCAGAUUUCUGCUCUUGUAAACAACUUACAAGUUCUACAACAGAAUCACAACAGACAACAGGAGCUACAGGACAAGGAAAAGGAACAGAAACUACAACAACAGCUUGAAGAACGACUGAAGAGGCUUGAAGAUCUGCAAGCCAAGAUGUUGGAGACUCAAUCAGCACCAGCCUCCUAUCCAACUGGCAUGCAACAAGCAACAGCAGCAGUGCUACCAUCCAGUAGUAUGGACAGUGGGAUGCUACCUGUGAGUUGUACGGCCACUGUGGCUGCUCACCAUCCAGCUCAUGUUGCAUCUUCUUACUGCGGUGUAUCUGGGAUAGCAAGGCAGGAUGAAUUUACCCAACCACCACACUCUGUAGCUGGUCACUAUCAUUAUCACCCUCACACUACCGCUGAACCUUCAGCAGAGGACUUUUAAGCGAACUCGCUUUUCAUGACGGGGUGUAUAGAGUUGAGGUUCCUGGAAAGGAAAGUCGCACACUGCCUGCCAGUGGUGACUCUCUUCCACCUAGACCAGAGACAGCCAUGUUGUCAAGUGAUGUUGGAAAAAUUAAAACUGACUUAAAGGACAUUCUGGCUGAGACAGAGAGACUUAAACAAGAGCUGACUAAACAACAGCUAGUCAAGGGUGACGCAAACUCUGGUGUGCUGCACGUUGGACCUCUUGGUGAUGGUCCUUCACCUCUAGAUGAAUAUUUGGAAACCACUCAUAAAUCACACCCACUAAGAAAACCUGUGACAUCAAGACCAUCAGGCUUUCUGCCAUCAAAGUCAGCACACUACUUAGCUGAUGCAGAACGCCUCCUCCAAGAUGUUCAAUAUCGACGGCGAAAUCUGGACAACAAUUUACAGACUCUGAUAAGACAAAGAGAAGAACUUGAUUUGUAUAAUUUUGUGGAUAACAUUCCUUCAUCUGAUGGAGAGUCUGAUGAAAUGCUGAGAAUAAGAAGAGAAGUGGAUAAAAAGAUAAAAGAGAUGAACUCUGCAGUGCAGAGGGAAAUUGAUCUAGAGGAUAGAGGUACUCUAGGGCAAAAACAAAAUUCAGUUCCUUUGAAGAAGCAAACCUCUCAACCACUAAAGGCAACAUUGUCAGGGACUAGAAGGGUGGAACCAAAAGUAACUACAAGAUCAACUGUGACAGGGAAUAAACCAAGUGGAAAAAGUACUGGGAAGGAAAAUCUACCACAGAAGACCUCUACCAGGAGAGGCAAGUCCACUAAAAGCCAAGCCCCUUCCAAGCAGUCUGCUAGAGUGACACCAGCCCAGAAGGAAGUGUACCUUUCAAGUGUAUAUGGCCGCCAACCUCACCACCCACAGAGGACGACGUCUAAGGCACCAUACCUGCACUACCAGUCUCCUGUCAACGCUAAGACAGCUGCAAUAAUGGCUGGGAUCAUGGCCGGUGACAGCAAGCUACCUGGAAAACCUGCUUUGCAGGAUAUGAGUUUCUUUCCACAGAGAGAAUUUUCAGAACCUAGUGGGCAAAAAGCUGAUGCCAGGAAACCUGAGCUCGGUUCUCAAGGGAAACCAAACAAACAAAAAGAAGACAUGCAGUAUUAUUUUCACCCGAGGGUGGACUUGUCACAGGUUGGAGAGGGGGUGUCAAGGGUUGGCGUGCCAUUGGAGGGACAAUUAGUACCCAUGGCUAUACCCCUGGGGAAACCCAAGACUGAUCCAGCAUUACGACCUCCCGUUGUCACCCAACAGCCGCAAGACACAACUCAAGAAGAAGCAAAGGCAGAGAGCCCCUUACCAGAUAGCAACUUAUCUACUGACACAUCUGAGGCCCAUUCCCCUGUCCCCACUCCUGUGAGACCCAGUAGGCCUGCUCAACCAAAUGUGGCAGUGAUUACUGUGUAUGGUAAGGAACUGGACGAGAACAUGGACCAUCAAUACAAACAACACAAAAAGACGUCAGCAAAGAAGAAGCGAAACCCUCUGUCUGUCCAGGUGUUACCUAAAGUGGAUAUCGACAGUUUUUCAGAGGUUUCGUCAUCUUCGUCGAGUUUGCCGUAUGCCACGAACAUCCCAGAGCCUUUUUCCCGUCCAGAUGAUUCUGAGUACCAGGAGUUCAGGAACUUUUUGGCCGUCACGGAAACUGGGAACCAGGAAAAGGAUGAUGAACAGGCUCUUGAUGAGGCAGAUGAUGACUUCCACCGAAUUCCAACACCUCAGCACCCCUUGACACUAGAAGGAUUCACAGAAGCACAAGAUGGACCAUACAAUGGCCCCCCGUUUCCACCAGUACAUCCUCCUGUUUCUGUGCAGCAGACAGGGGGGGUUCUUGAAGCUGAUACUCGGCAACAGGCAGCUCUGGAAGAGAGAGCUAUGGAAUGGAUUGAGCAGGAACUCUUGGCGCGUAUUGUAAGUGAAAUGAAUCAACCAGUACCCGACCCUACCACCCUGAUAAGGCCACAGGCCACCCCUGAAAGUAGCAUUGUUUCGGAGACAGAAGAUGAAGAUGAUGAUAGUACACACCUCCAGAGUCAGAGGAGAGUGUGCAUGAGUCGGCAGUUGUUGUAACUCCAGAACGCUCCCCUACACCCUCAGUAACGAGCGAAGAGCCGAUUCCAUCGGAGAGUGCGGAGGAAGAAAAAGAUGUGGAAUCGAUUAAGGAAGAAAUGGAGAAGAAGGAACAGUCUAGUGAACAGAUCUCUGAGAUCAAAACUCCAGUGACUACCCCAGUCCCAACUCCACCUGCUGUACAGUCCCCUCCGGUCAGUAUAUCUACACCUGAGGCUUCGGUUCAAGAGCUCGGAGAAUCGCAAGAUACCAUAGUUCCCACGCCCCCGCCGUCUGUUGUUGUCAAAACACCAACACCGGAGCCUGAACCCGAGCCGGGACCAAGCAUGGUUGAAGAACCCAGUGAACCAAAGGAACCGGCGGUUAGUCAAAAGGAACUGACACCUCCUCAGCCCGCGAAACAUUCAGUCAGCAGUCCUUCGAGCAUGUCAUCUACCACCCUUGGUGCAACAACAAUAACCACUGAGGAGGAGAUGUCUGAGGGAGAAUUAAUACAGCCAUAUGCACAUGUUGGAAUGUACAGCGAGGGAGAGUUUGCUCUGUCGCCAACCAUUGUACAACUGGCCGCUGAAAAAAAAUUGCCCAUGGGUGAGGACUGGGAUUCAACAAGGUUGGGACACGAUGAUGACAGCCGUAACGAACUCGUUAGGGUCGCUCUCAAUGGCAUCUUAAAAGGUGGCCCAGCGGACAAACGACAUCGACAAGGAUCCAGUGACAACAGCAGUAGGAGCAACAGUGAGUCUGAAGAACAGAUCAGCGGUGUCAGCACUCUGAGAGAUACAGAGGACAUUAGAGAGGAUUCCAUUACUGACGUUUCGCGAAGUGAAGGAGAACUCCCGCACGAUCCAAUGGUAGUUUUGUUGAGUCGCAUUAAACACCACAUGAGGUCAGCGGAGAGUAGUAUGGCCAGUGAAGGGGAGUUGUUAGGAGACCGUUCGCGCAUGCCCCGUUCAAACCAGAAGAAAAGUGGAACAACGCAUGUUGGAGUAGUGGCUUCUGGGAACCUCUCUCCCGGUGAAGUAGUAGGGGAAUCCCCCGAUGUAUCGAGAGACCUUCACCGCGAGCUAGAUAAUGCGAACAAGAGGCAAUACCCAACAUUACCCGUAAACGAAGUCGUUCGGACGACCGAGGAAGUGCGAACUAUUGCCGACGGAGAGCUGAGCGUCGAUGAUCGCUCUCUUCACGCGUCAGACUUGUUACCAAGGACGCUCGGUGCUGCUGAUGCUUUGCCAUUUACACAACUUCAGCGUUCUCAUCCGAGAGUGAUUCAGGUUGAAGAACAUGAGAGUGAGCCUUCAAAUUCGCAGCGGACUUACUCGGUUGAGGAGCGAAGGGAAGAUGGAUCUGCUCUUCUUCGUGAAAACGAGAGUAACGAGCAAGCUGAUGUUCACGGUUUAGAAAUGGGAAGCGCAAGAAAUUCUGAUGUAGAAGCUAAGGAAACAGAACCACAAAAGCCGACUCAAAUCCAAGUGACAUUGCCUUCCAUUGAUGAUGUUACUCACGAGGAAAGCUCAAUACCCAGUGAUGCGCAUAUUUCCAUUGAUCAAGACACGAUUGGUGAUGUGUCAUCAAUUUCUGGAGGCGAUUUUUGAGCAGAAUAUUUAUUUUGUCAUUAUGAUAAUAAGCAAUUUACUGUAGAAACGAUAGACAGCAUGGGAGAUGUGGGUAUUUGUUCAAGUGUAUUUUUGUAGAGAUUUGCACAAUACUAUUUGAAGGAAUAUUUAUGAGAAAUGUGAACCGAUGCAUAUGAAAUAAUUCUAACUUGUUCUACAUUGUUCAUUUUACAAGCGCAGCUUGCUGGGAAUGAACACGAGAGGUUCCGUGUGAGCCUCGACCCUGUGUACCCAACCCAGUUCCCUUGACUUAAGGCCAAACCGUUUCGAACGUGCUUAGGAAACCACAAAAUAUAAACAUAGGAAGAUAAAAGGUCAUGAUAACAAUGUGGGGUUUUAAUUUGAAGCCGGAAGCUUCUUUCGGUUUUUUCCUGUAUCACAUUGAAAUAAACCCGGCUUAAAGAUAUGGGAAUAAACAAAGAAUGAACGGCUCGGAA
Molecule: messenger RNA, 5826 nt
Organism: Pocillopora damicornis (cauliflower coral)
Lineage: Eukaryota; Metazoa; Cnidaria; Anthozoa; Scleractinia; Pocilloporidae
Biological process (GO): smoothened signaling pathway
Cellular component (GO): centriole; ciliary basal body
Source: RefSeq, a predicted model, not a curated record